AUGUAGUAGCUAAAGGAUGCUUUAACGCAAGAUAUGCAAGAUUUUUUGCAAGAAUCAAAGUGGGAAAAUCAUAUUAAGGAAUCAGUUUCAGAGAUAUUAGAAUAUAAACCAGAAAAGCCUUUAGUUCAUUUAUAUGAAAAGUUUUAGAUUAAGCAGAAAUUAGAUUCUUAGAAUAAACUUUCAAAUUUCAUAAGUGAUCUUUCUUUCUACGCAACAAAAAUAGAUCCAUCAAUUUAUAGCAUUUAGUAGUGUUAAAUUAAGCUACUUAGCAUAAUAGUAGAUAAAUACCAAUAGAAUAAAAUUAAAAAGUUUGAUGGGUUGAAGUGUUCAUUAAUUAUUCUAUAAGAAAUACCAAAUAAUAAAGAGAUAAAAGAUUACUUUUUAAAAAAAAUAUAAAGUUAAUAUGAAGAUAUUCUAACAGUAAAUAAGCUUAGCGAGUUGAUUUUAAAAACAAUAAUAAUUUACAGAAUAAUCAAUGAGUUAAUAUUAAUAUAAGAUAUAAUAGAAAUGAAAGGAUCAGUGCUAAGUACAUAAAGUCUAUUCUUAUUUAUGAAUGAAACUUCUGAUUAAUAAACAAUAUUCAAAAAAUUCGAAAUUCAGCAAAUAGUUGAAAAGUUACCUCCAGAACCAAAGGUUAAUCUUUAUAGUUUAAUGAAAGCUAUUGUAGAAUAAAUUAUAAAUCUAGAAUUUGAUUGA
Molecule: messenger RNA, 696 nt
Organism: Tetrahymena thermophila SB210
Lineage: Eukaryota; Ciliophora; Oligohymenophorea; Hymenostomatida; Tetrahymenidae
Exons: 3
Source: RefSeq, a predicted model, not a curated record